CCUCAGAAAGCAGUUAUUUGCUCUGGUGGUUUCUGAAGAUGGCGGCGGCUAAGGACGGAUGUGGCCUAGAAACUGCUGCUGGAAACGGGCGGCGGCUCCACUUAGGGAUUCCUGAAGCAGUGUUUGUGGAAGAUGUAGAUUCUUUCAUGAAGCAGCCUGGGAAUGAGACUGCAGAUACAGUGUUAAAGAAGCUGGAUGAACAAUACCAGAAGUAUAAGUUUAUGGAACUCAACCUUGCUCAAAAAAAAAGGAGGCUGAAAGGUCAGAUUCCUGAAAUUAAACAGACUUUGGAAAUUCUGAAAUACAUGCAGAAGAAAAAAGAGUCUACCAAUUCAAUGGAGACCAGAUUCUUACUGGCAGAUAACCUGUACUGCAAAGCUUCAGUUCCUCCUACUGAUAAAGUAUGCCUAUGGUUGGGGGCUAAUGUAAUGCUUGAAUAUGAUAUUGAUGAAGCUCAGGCCUUGUUGGAAAAGAAUUUAUCAACUGCCACAAAGAAUCUUGAUUCUCUUGAAGAAGACCUUGACUUUCUUCGAGAUCAGUUUACUACCACAGAAGUCAAUAUGGCCAGGGUUUAUAAUUGGGAUGUAAAACGAAGAAACAAAGAUGAUUCUACCAAGAAUAAAGCAUAACACUGGCAAUUGAAAAUGUGAUUCAGGUUUUCAAACAUGUUAAAAAAGCCAAGGUUUAAAGAUUGAUCUAAUUUUCACUGAUUUUUUUUUUCACAGCAAGAUUAAAAUUUAAAAACACCGUUUUAUUUAUUUAUGAAAACAAAUUUACUUUCAAAUAGUUUAUGAAAUUAACAGUAUUUUUUUUCAUAUUUCCCUAAAAUGUAAUGCUGCUUUUGUUUUAUUUUAUCUGUUAUAAGACAACUCCUAACUGAAAUGGCCGAGAACUGUGAGGAAUGCUAUGGAAGCUGCUGAAUACUUGGCACCAGAGCAGUUUUCUUUUUCUUUAUUGAUUGAUAUUACUCUCACUGGAUAUGGUAAACCUUUUAGAGGCAGGAAAGACAUACAGUUCCAAUAUUUGUAAGCUUGUUCUUUAGUACUUGAAGGGCAUUAUCAUCUUUUGUUGCUGUUUUGUUCUGUAAAUGGGGUUUCAUGUAUUUCUGCCUAACCAGUAGCUUUUAUAAUACUCUGAACUUUUCAGAAAAUUGUUAUUUGCUUUCCUACACAGUAUGAGGGCUAUUGACAUACA
Molecule: messenger RNA, 1194 nt
Organism: Mus caroli (Ryukyu mouse)
Lineage: Eukaryota; Metazoa; Chordata; Mammalia; Rodentia; Muridae
Gene: Vbp1
Product: VHL binding protein 1
Biological process (GO): protein folding; microtubule-based process; tubulin complex assembly
Cellular component (GO): cytoplasm; prefoldin complex
Molecular function (GO): tubulin binding
Source: RefSeq, a predicted model, not a curated record